Molecule: messenger RNA, 1341 nt
Organism: Ficedula albicollis (Collared flycatcher)
Lineage: Eukaryota; Metazoa; Chordata; Aves; Passeriformes; Muscicapidae
Product: collagen alpha-1(II) chain-like
Exons: 9
Molecular function (GO): extracellular matrix structural constituent
Source: RefSeq, a predicted model, not a curated record
GGGGGACCCCCCGGGCCCGUGGGACCCCCGGGGCUGACGGGACCUGCUGGAGAGCCCGGCAGGGAGGGAAAUCCCGGCUCUGACGGACCCCCGGGCAGGGAUGGGGCGGCCGGAGUGAAGGGCGAUCGUGGCGAGACCGGCCCCGUGGGCGCUCCCGGCGCUCCCGGUGCUCCUGGCGCUCCCGGCCCCGUGGGACCCACUGGAAAACAGGGAGACAGAGGAGAGACGGGUGCUCAGGGUCCCAUGGGUCCCUCCGGCCCUGCUGGCGCUCGGGGGAUGCCGGGUCCCCAGGGGCCGCGCGGUGACAAAGGCGAGGCGGGCGAGGCGGGCGAGCGCGGCCUGAAGGGUCACCGGGGCUUCACCGGGCUCCAGGGGCUGCCCGGGCCUCCCGGUCCCUCCGGAGACCAGGGCGCUGCCGGGCCCGCGGGCCCCUCCGGGCCCAGGGGUCCCCCCGGCCCCGUGGGUCCCUCAGGCAAGGACGGCUCCAAUGGGAUGCCCGGACCCAUCGGCCCCCCUGGCCCCCGUGGGAGGGGGGGNNNGGGGGGGGGGGGGGGGGGGGGGGGGGGGGGGGGGCCGCCCGGCCCCCCCGGGCCCCCCGGCACCGGCAUCGACAUGUCGGCGUUCGCGGGGCUGGGGCAGCCCGAGAAGGGCCCCGACCCCGGGCGCUACAUGCGGGCGGACGAGGCGGCGCCGGGGCUGCGGCCGCACGACGCCGAGGUGGACGCCACGCUCAAGGCCCUCAACAACCAGAUCGAGAGCAUCCGCAGCCCCGAGGGCUCCCGCAAGAACCCGGCCAGGACCUGCCGAGACAUCAAACUCUGCCACCCCGACUGGAAGAGCGGUGAGAGAGAGGCUCCAGCCCUGAGUCCACCCGUGUCCACCCCACUGGUUGAUUUAAAGACGUCCAAGACGUGGAAAUUUUGGCGUCUGGCCGUGACACCCACACCCCUGUGGGCGAGCAAACCCCAGGAAUUCCCCCCAAAAUAAAAACCCAUCUGAGGACAAGCAAACCCCAGGAAUUCCCCCCAAACAAAACCCAUCUGAGGGCCUCCCUCCCGCCCGCAGUUCAGCUACGGCGCUGAGGAGCUGGCGCCCAACACGGCCAACAUCCAGAUGACGUUCCUGCGGCUGCUGUCCAGCGAGGGCUCGCAGAACCUCACCUACCACUGCCGCAACAGCGUGGCCUACCUGGACGGCGACUCGGGCAGCCUGAGGAAGGCGCUGCUCAUCCAGGGCUCCAACGACGUCGAGAUCCGCGCCGAGGGCAACAGCCGCUUCACCUACAGCGUGCUGGAGGACGGCUGCGCGGUGCGUGCCGGGGCGCGGCGCUCCCGGGGUUAA